GUAUGCAACAACUGGUGCUUCUUUUUCCUCAUUUCCCGCGAUUACUUGCUGCGUCGUCCUUGUCUGCGAUGCCGUGAUUCCGACGAGGGGAAGCGCCACUUGGCCUCCCGCUGUGAAGGCUGCGGGCAACCGCUCCACGCGGCGGCAGACUCGCGAUGGUCCUAGUGAAUAGGCCCAACGGGAGACUAAAUUGACUCCGUAUAGGUUUGUGUUUUGUCCGCUUGAUCAUGCCCAAAUCGGUUCGCCUUCAAUUGGCUUUUGCCGACGGACCAAACUGAUCAGACUUCCCAAGUGUCAAACCCUAACCCUUCUCGCUCUCUUCCGCCUGAUAUAAGCGGUGACGCAACCGACGAGAUCGAGGCGAUCCUGGAUAUCGUCGGCGAGCUUGGCCUGGUGCUCAACUCGAACCUAAGGAAAACAUUUUCUUUUCUGAUCCCUUGCGCAGUGCAGCGACGCCCUGAGUUGUUGCAUAUGCAGCAGGCACAAAUAAUCAUCGACACAUGGAUGCAUGAAUCUUGAUGAUAUUGAUAUGGACCUCAGACCUUUCAAGUUGGAUAUUGAUGAGCUUGUGGAUGAGUUCAAUGAGGGUAACCAUACCACAUUGGCAGACAUGAAGAAGAUGUGGAUGGCUAAGAAAUUCUCUUAUAUUUAUGAGGCUAAACCUAUCUCUAACGAGGCCAUAUUUAUGCAGUCUCUUUAUUCAUAUUCUAUUAGCCAUAUGGUUUCUACAGGUUCACUGUCAACGAGAUUGGGUGGCUUCUAUUGCCUUUACUGCCUCUAUGAGACUCAACCAUAUAAACCUGCUUUCAAAAUUUAUUUAUCUCUUUGUGAGUUAAAGAGGCUGAAGAUUCUUGUUAUUGAUGCAAAAAAGAUUGGUAUUGCUAUUGUUCCUGCUCUUGUCAAAAAAAUGCUAGAUAAGAACAUGUUUCUAUUUGGCUUUGUUGAUAGAGUUGAUGGAUAUGAGAGCCAAAGGGUUGACGAGAUAAUGAAGCUAGAAAACAAGCGAAUUCAAAUAGCAUAUGAAAAAUUAUUGGGCAAUACUCUGAUAGAGGACUAUCUGCAUAUGGACCUUGGAAUGGAAUUGGAACUAAGCACACUAAAGAAAAUGUCAAAAGAAUAUGCUGAAGCAAAGGAAUUGGCUAUAUCAGAAGCUAUGGGUCCAGUGGAUAUGGAGGAUGUAAAACACAUUACAGAAGACAAGAAGCUGGUGGGAGACAUGGUAGAUGAUAUCGUGAAAGACUGGGAUGCUCAAAAGGAGACAUUUUGUAAGCAGACUGGCAUUAGUAGCCGCAACGAUGCAGUGGCAGUUGAUGACUUUGACGAGUUGGAACACCUCUUGAACGAGUAAUGUACAGAAACAUGCUUUUACCACCCAAAUAUUGGGGUUUCCAUGCUUUGCAAGUAACAUUUGUUCCAUGCUGCUGAUACUUUACUGUGCAAUGAAUGUCAUUUAUGGUGGAUAGACAAAUAGUUUUUUUGUGUCGGUUGUUUCUCUAAACUAUCCUUUUAUCCCAAGAUUGUUGUUUUUCAA
This is a messenger RNA of Musa acuminata AAA Group (dessert banana), 1531 nucleotides long. RefSeq lists its product as uncharacterized. The transcript is spliced from 8 exons. Gene Ontology annotation, cellular component: snRNA-activating protein complex. Gene Ontology annotation, biological process: snRNA transcription by RNA polymerase II; snRNA transcription by RNA polymerase III. Gene Ontology annotation, molecular function: sequence-specific DNA binding. NCBI's taxonomy places the organism in Eukaryota, Viridiplantae, Streptophyta, Magnoliopsida, Zingiberales, Musaceae. The record is from RefSeq and is a predicted model, not a curated record. Bases 509 to 1348 code for a protein of 279 amino acids.